Molecule: messenger RNA, 1435 nt
Organism: Fusarium graminearum PH-1
Lineage: Eukaryota; Fungi; Ascomycota; Sordariomycetes; Hypocreales; Nectriaceae
Exons: 2
Coding region: 54-1169 (371 amino acids)
Cellular component (GO): endoplasmic reticulum
Source: RefSeq, a predicted model, not a curated record
GUUCAAGCUAUCUCAGCUGGACUAGACAACAAGCUUCAUCAAUCCACAUCAAAAUGAAGCUCACCAUUGGGCUCAGUGCAGCCCUUGCAGGUUUUGCUGCUGCCUCUCACCAAGCCGCUACCGAUCUUGCCAAAGUUUACAUCCUGCGAGGAUCCCACCAUAUCGAGCCUACAACGAGUCUCACCCCGAGCGAGGCACGCCUCAUCCUCCACCAGCGUCUCGCCCCCGAAGGAGAGGGACCAUCAUUCCGCGAUUUCACUGAUUCCGAUGAUGAGGAGAGAAUCAUUUCUUUAAUGAACAAAUAUGGCAAAACUCCUGCGCCAUUGUUUUCCGAUGACAUGACCGCGACGCCGCGCCAGCUGGUUAUCAACAUCGAUGGAAUGCCUACGUUCGAGUAUGAAUCGUUCUUUGGCUGGCUCUUUAAUACGAAGCCCGAUUUCACUUUGGACCCAAGCAAGGAGAACGGAGAGCAUCCCGAAAUCUUCCAGAGCAUCAUCGCCAAUAUGCCGGAAUGCCCCCUGAGCCAGAUUGUCGCCAUGGACGACAACUGUUUCCACGGCAAGGCAGCUCUUGCAACAUAUAGCAGAUCCCAGGACGGUGAUCACCCUACUACCCUCUUGAACGAGCUUCCCAAGCUUCAGAAGCUCGCCGAGUCAGGCGAAUUGCACACCACCUUGGUCUUCUUUCCCUUGGAAGCCGACCGCGAGAACGCUUCUGGGGAGGACCAGGACCUUCGACGUCGACAGGCCGAGACCGUCAUCUCUUCUAUCGAGGAGGUCCAGGAAGCGCCGGCCGCUGAAACCUCAUCCGUCCCCGAGGUCCCCAAAUUCUCUUCAGUUCCUGCAUCCAUGUGCUUCAAGUCCGAGUCCGAGUGCAACAAGAGCACUGGCAACUGCUCGAACCAUGGUAAAUGUAAGAGCAGAUACGGUAAGGGCGACGAGUCUUGCUUCUCUUGCCACUGCCUGAGCACCAUGUCCAAAGCCGGCAGCAUCACUCACUGGGCUGGAGGUGCUUGCUCCAAGCAGGACAUUAGUGUCCAGUUCUGGCUCUUCGCUGGCUUCACCAUUUCCCUCCUCACCAUCCUCUAUCUGGCUAUUGGCAUGCUAUUCAGCGUUGGUGAGGAGAAGCUACCAGGAGUUAUUGGUGCCGGCGUGUCCAGGUCCAAGUAGAAUGAGAAGGGGAAGCAGAAAUGAUUAUGGGAACUGUCGGGCUUCUGGAGUUGUGUAAGCCGACCACGGGAGUUUUCACAACUUAAUGACUCCAGGGCGGCAUGUAUCAUCAUAUGGUGUAUUUGAUAUACGGGCGUACAAAGGCUAGGAGCUUGUAUUAGGUGCCUCGAUAAGGGGCUUCUUUUGUUAGAAUGCGUUUCAAUUUUUCUGAGCAGUCACGGAGUAGCAGAGCAUGCAGUCAUUCAACUUAUGCGUCUUUCGUUCUG